Messenger RNA from Bombus pyrosoma, 1408 nucleotides. RefSeq names its product regucalcin-like. Bases 388 to 1332 code for a protein of 314 amino acids. NCBI's taxonomy places the organism in Eukaryota, Metazoa, Arthropoda, Insecta, Hymenoptera, Apidae. Gene Ontology annotation, biological process: L-ascorbic acid biosynthetic process. Gene Ontology annotation, molecular function: enzyme regulator activity; gluconolactonase activity; calcium ion binding. The record is from RefSeq and is a predicted model, not a curated record. The transcript has 5 exons.
ACAAUCAAUUUUUAUGUCGUUAACUUCAAUUUCAUUUUUUAUCAAACAUCACUCAAGAGUAUAAUUGUUUUUAAUCUUGUUUACUUUAUAAUAAAAUGAUAACCUUAACAUAUCUGUAUCGUAAUAGAUCACCAUUAUCAAAGUACUAGAUACUGUUACCAAAGUUCAUAAGCCAUGAUAUAUAAUGAAGAACUCUUGUGUAGCAUCUCUUUAUUCUCUAAAAAUAAUUCAACCUAGCAAAUUCUAAAGUUUAGAGUUUACUGAAAGAUUAAGUGAUUUUUACUUCCUGUAUUUUGUACUUUUUGUGUUCUAAAAGUAUUUGUUACUAUAUAAAUCAUACGUGUGUAUAAUAACUAGUAACCAACAAUUAAUUAUUAAAUCAGACAAAUGUCAGAAGUAACUGUCGAACCACUCGUUGGACCAUACAGUCUCGGCGAAGGUCCUCAUUGGGAUUGUGCUUCUCAAAAAUUAUAUUUCGUUGAUAUACUUGCCCAGAAAGUACUCAGAUUUGACCCUGUGACAGGUACUCUUACAUCUGUUUUCGUAGAAAAUGGGCCAGUUGGAUUUGUUAUUCCUGUUGAAGGUAGCACCAACAAAUUUGUUGUUGGAUCUGGUAUAGAUGUAAUGCUACUUUCUUGGAAUAGUGAAAAAGAUCUUGCAAAAUGUACACCUCAAAUAUUGAGUACUGCAGAUGGUAAGAGAACAGAGAUCAGAUGGAAUGAUGGGAAAGUAGAUUCUUCUGGAAGAUUAUGGGCUGGAACAAUGGGUCUUGAAAAGGAUGGAGAUAUUCCAUUUGAUGCGGGAUCUUUUUAUUCUAUGGGUGAUGAUCUUUUAUUGAAAAAACAAAUAUCUCCGGUAUCCAUAAGUAAUGGAUUAGCCUGGAAUCCUGAUAAUAAUAUAUUUUAUUAUAUUGAUUCAUUUACGUAUCAGGUUGUGGCAUAUAAUUACAAUUGUCAGACAGGAACCAUAUCAAAUAAGAAGAUUGUUUUUGAUCUUAAAAAAAAUAAUAUACCUGGAUUACCAGAUGGUAUGACUAUAGAUACGGAUGGAAACCUUUGGGUUGCUGUGUUUAGCGGAGGUUGUGUUCUUAAUAUUAAUCCGAGAACGGGCGAAUUGUUGCGUUUUGUUAAAAUUAACGGUGCCAACAACGUAACAAGUGUUGCUUUUGGUGGUCCUAAUCUGGAUAUCUUAUAUGUAACAACAGCGACCGUGCAAUUAAACGAAAAUCAGUUAAAAGAGCAACCACAUGCUGGUUACUUAUUUGCCAUCAAAGGUUUGGGUGUUCACGGUUUUCCUGCAAAUUCGGUUAAACUACCAAAUAAAUUAACAUAGAUGUACAUAUAAAUAUUUAAAAUAUUGUAUAAAUAUAUAAAACAUUUUUUUAAUAUUAAAUUACUAGCAUAAUGAA